Messenger RNA from Alosa sapidissima (American shad), 3275 nucleotides. It is a transcript of the gene edil3b, whose product is annotated as EGF-like repeats and discoidin I-like domains 3b. Gene Ontology annotation, molecular function: calcium ion binding. The transcript has 11 exons. The coding region runs from base 159 to 1583 and encodes 474 amino acids. The record is from RefSeq and is a predicted model, not a curated record. Lineage: Eukaryota; Metazoa; Chordata; Actinopteri; Clupeiformes; Clupeidae.
UCCUCUGUCCUGUGCACCAACCACACUGCAGUAAGAUGAGAGGCGGAUCUAGCAGCAUCUCCUCUAUAACAUAGGAUACUGCACCUGCAAGCGACGGAAAACUUCUAGGAACAUCAUCCGAGUGACGAAAUCGUAUCGUUAGGGGGAUUUAUUAGUCUAUGAUCAAAAUGAUAUGGCGAAGUGUGUGCGACUUGUUACCUUUAUUUUUAGUGUUUCUUUGCAUUGGCGAGAUUGUCCCACAUCCGAAAAAUGCAGGGAAUGUGUGUGAGCCUGCUCUGUGUGAAAAUGGGGAAGACUGUUUCAGUUCGCUGUCAGACGAGGUCGAUUUGACAUCUUCAGAUUGGGAGGAACCAACUGGAGGAGGAUCUUGCCAUCCAAACCCUUGUCACAGUGGAGGAGUUUGUGAGACCAAUGAGAAGCAAAGGGGAGACUCCUUUGGUGGAUAUCUGUGCAAAUGUCCACCUGGCUUCAAUGGACUCCACUGUCAACACAAUGUAAAUGAGUGUGCAAAAAACCCUUGCAAAAAUGGAGGCAUCUGCACAGAUUUGGAGGCCAACUAUACCUGUGAAUGCCCAGGAAAAUUCAUGGGCAGGAACUGUCAGUACAAAUGCUCUGGACCUUUGGGAAUGGAGGGAGGCAUCAUCUCAAACCAGCAGAUAACCGCUUCAUCUACCCAACGAGCCGUGCUUGGCAUGCAGAAGUGGUACCCUUACUUUGCCCGCCUCAACAGGAAGGGCCUAGUCAACGCCUGGAGUGCUGCUGAGAACGACCGCUGGCCGUGGAUUCAGGUCAAUCUGCUUCGGAGGAUGAGGAUCACAGGUGUGAUAACACAAGGGGCCAAGAGGAUGGGCAAGCCGGAGUAUGUCAAGUCCUACAGAGUGGCUUUCAGUCAGGAUGGAGAGAGGUGGAGCAUGUAUAUUGACAGGGGAACGCGUCAGGACAUGGAAUUCUUAGGAAACGUGGAUAAUAACACCCCUUCCGCCAACUCCUUCACACCACCAAUUGAAGCACAAUUUAUCCGCAUUUACCCACAAGUCUGCAGGGGACAUUGCACCCUUCGCAUAGAGCUGCUGGGCUGCGAACUCACAGGAUGUUCUGAGCCAAUGGGGAUGAAGACAGGACACAUCCAAGAUUUCCAGAUCAGCUCGUCCAGUAGCUUUCAGACGCUGAACAUGGACGCAUUCUCCUGGGCCCCAGGAAAGGCCCGCUUGGACAAACCGGGCAAGGUUAACGCCUGGGCAUCUGCAGCCAAUGACCAGUCACAAUGGCUACAAGUGGACAUGCUGCUCCCCACCAAAGUGACCGGCAUCAUCACCCAAGGUUCCAAGUAUUUUGGCCGUGUGCAGUUUGUUGGCUCCUACAAGUUGGCUUUCAGCAGUGAUGGUGAGAAAUGGAUAGUAUACCAGGAUGAGUCGCAACAAAAGGACAAGAUUUUCCAAGGUAACUUUGACAAUGAAACACACAGAAAGAAUGCGAUAGACCCGCCCAUCUAUGCCAGGUUCAUCAGGAUUAUUCCGUGGUCAUGGUACGGUCGAAUUGCACUACGGACGGAACUGCUUGGUUGCACAGAGGAAGAAGAGUAGUGAGCUGCUGUCAUUCUUCACCUAGAGACUGUAAAAAAAACCCUUGUACACAUGGUUCUUCUGUGGUUGUCUGUUCAGACAUUAUAUUCAAAUGUAAUGUCUUGUUUGUUCCUUUCUUAUGUAAUGUAAUUAGAGCGUAUGCUCCAGGUUUUCUAUGGAUGUUUUGAAAGUCUUUGAUGGUGUGAGACUGUUGAGUGAUUUGUCUUUUACUGAUACAAUCACUGUUGUGUUCACAAGGAUGUCAUUUCCUUGUGAGGUCUUUUUGUCUCUUGUUGUCAACUAAUUCAUUGUUAAAGGAAAGCAUUGUCAGGCAGUGAUGGUGUGACACUAUGCUACUGUGUCAUAGAUUAAUCAAUGGAAAUACUACACUUAAGUUUGAAAACAUGCAUUUCAGUAUAUCAUUAGUUAUCAGUAUUUUGUAUACUGUUUUUGGAGCUUAUAGGUUAAUUGGUUAAAAGAAAUCAGUAUUUUGUUUUAAUAUGCAAUCUUGAACAAUAAACUGUAUAUUUGCAAUGCUGCAUUGAGUUGAUUGAAUGAAGUAAGAAGACUGAAAAUGUAACAUGUUCCUAACUGCAUGGCAAAUCAUAAUGCCAAACAGAGGAAGGGAUGUAUUUCUCCCAUCUCAGCUGGAUCAAAUUAUCCAAAUGUGUGUGUAAUGAUGCCACUGUUGAGGUCUUGAUCUGUAAAUGUGGGUGUAAUGAUGCCACUGUUGAGGUCUUGAUGUGUCUCUUGACUGUUGAGGUCUUGAAAUGUCCUACUGGCUUUUUCUUUUUUUUUUGCAUCAUUAUUUUCACUCAAUUUCUAUAACUCAGGUCAAUCAAUAGUUACCGAUUUCAUCUCUUUUGUGGGUGUUUUACAUAUUGACCAGUAGAUCAAUCAAUAUAUAUUUGCUUUUUUGAUGUAUUCCGUUGCUCUUUUUCAAAAGAUGAAUCUUAUUGAUAGAUUCAAUGUAUUUUAUUAUCAAUAUCAACAGUAUAGUGUACUGAAUCUACUGAUACAUGUUUUAAUUCUAAAUUCAAUCAAACAUGUUAUAAGUUCCUUGCUUGGCAAUACAAGCAUUGUAAAAUCUGCUCAGAUAUAUGUUUCUGCUGCCUUGUAGCUUCAUUGUCAUGUGCAUUUGAUGUUUGUUUUUUUGUCAAUUGGAACCUGGGUUCAGUGAUAAAUGGGGUAUCCUGGGGAGCUCAAUACCUUAAGAACUGGGGCUCAAAAGCCAUACAACCUAAAACUAUAGUUUUAAGGAACCUGAUCUGUGGUGGCAAUGUACUGCAUGGUCUAAGGUCUGUCUUUUGGGUGCAGAAUAUUAUCUAAUAAUUUUUCACCACAUUGAGGUAUCUCUGACUUAAAGCUGUCAACUUUUUUUUUCCUUCUAAAUCUCAUUAGAACAUAUUUAGCUACAUUUUAAAUGGAUUAGUUGGGAACUGGAUGAAGACUUGCUUAGCAGAUAACUCCCAGAGGAAGCUGUUUGUUUUUUGUAAGUUUUCUUGUCUUUUGAUACCAGAAUCUGCAGUAUCUAUAUGAGAUAAUUUGUGUCAAUCAGAAGAAAUUGAAGCUGGAUUGGACACUCUGACGAGUAUCUUACACUUAAACAUUUAUUACCGCAGUAGUAAAUUCCAUUUCCUAAGCAAAUAAAUUACUGUGAAAAUGUUUUCCUCUGUUGUCUCUUAUGUAAAGUACAAAAUUUAAGCUUAGAAC